Trichoderma virens Gv29-8 is the source of this 1101-nucleotide messenger RNA. RefSeq lists its product as uncharacterized. The record is from RefSeq and is a predicted model, not a curated record. NCBI's taxonomy places the organism in Eukaryota, Fungi, Ascomycota, Sordariomycetes, Hypocreales, Hypocreaceae. The coding region runs from base 1 to 1101 and encodes 366 amino acids. Gene Ontology annotation, biological process: pantothenate biosynthetic process. The transcript has a single exon. Gene Ontology annotation, molecular function: pantoate-beta-alanine ligase activity.
AUGCUGCCUCAAGCCUCCCUCUCGCGCCUCGUCUCCCGCGCCGCCGUCCGCUCGCUGCGCACCGCCGCCGCCGAAACCAUCCCGUCAACGUCCAUCAAGGUCCUCCGGGUCGUCGACGCCGUGCGCCAAUGGCGAAAGCCUCACAUGACAAACUUCCGCUCUGUCGGCCUCGUGCCCACCAUGGGCGCCCUGCACGAGGGCCACUUCUCGCUCAUCCGCGCCGCCGCCCGCGAGAACCACCACGUGGUCGUCAGCAUCUACGUCAACCCGGCCCAGUUCGGCAUCAAGGAGGACCUCGCCUCGUAUCCCGUCACCUGGGACGCUGACGUCGCCGCGCUGGCCCGUCUCGACCGCGAGUUCGCCGACGAUGGAGCAAACCUGGGCCGCAUCUCGGCCGUCUUUGCGCCCUCCACCGCCGAAAUCUAUCCCUCCGGCUUCCCCGGCCAGGAGAUUGACAGCAAGGGCAGCUUUGUCACCAUCACGCCCGUGGGCGAGGUUCUCGAGGGCGCCAGCAGGCCGACCUUCUUCCGCGGCGUCGCCACCAUCUGCAUGAAGCUCUUCAACAUCGUCCAGCCCGACCGCGUCUACUUUGGCCAAAAGGAUGUCCAGCAGACCGUCGUCAUCAAGCGCAUGGUCAAGGACUUCAUGCUGCCCACCGAAGUCGUCGUCUGCCCGACCACGCGCGAAUCUGACGGCCUCGCCCUGAGCUCGCGAAACGUCUAUCUCGGCACGCGCCGCCGUCAUGUCGCCAUCGUGCUAAGCAAGGCCUUGCGUGCGGCCCAGGAAACGUACGACUGCGGUAAGCUGGACCGCAACGACGUCCUCGGGGCUGCAAAUACUGUCGCCGACACCAUGCUGCAGGCUCAGAUGGAGCUCCCGCCUAACCAGCGGGUUACUUGGGAGGUCGACUACAUCUCCCUGGCCGACCCGGACACGCUGCAAGAGGUCGAUGCCGUGGACCCGGCAAAGGGAGCCGUCCUCAGUGGCGCCAUCAAGAUGCUGCCAGUGGAGGAGGCGCAAAAUGGAGAGGAUCUGGGACACUCUGGAGGACCGGCGGUAAGGCUGAUUGAUAACAUCAUCUUGCCACCCAAGGCCCAGUAG